CAAGUGCCAUUUCAAAUUUGCUUUCAAUUCGUCGAUUGUAACAAUAUUGAUUCGACUCGACGGGUAUUGGACGUUAUGCAGAACCCUGUCCUUCUGGAAUCGCCACAUUUUCUGUCUUACCCAUGGCCGACACGAUCUCUAUCAUUGGCAUCGCAGCCUUACGUGCUUGCUAUCGCUUCGCUUCCCGCUCAUUAUGCAACUGCAUCGUCUACACCAUCGAAUACAAUAGAAAUUUAUGACAAGGCCUCACUGCUGCACAUACAGAGUCUAGGUGGUCACGAAACGGCCAUCACCUCCCUUAAAACAGUUGAAUCCAUUGCAGGGUUCAGCCGGCAGUCCUUGGUUUCCUCGGGGCACGAUGGAUCAGUUAAAGUCUGGGAUGAUCGUUCCAAUUCACAUAGCAUCAAAAUGACCAACCUCGGCAAAAGCAAUGCGCUACUUUGCUGUGAUAUCUCUCCAGAUGGAUUUACUGUAGCCGCUGGAACGGACCUUCAGGGUGAUGACGCGAAUAUUUUAUUCUGGGACCUGCGGCAACCAGCUACUCCACUGCGUACCCAUGGAUCGACGCACUCAGACGACGUCACUGUCCUGCAAUUCGCUCCAAAUAAUGUACUACUCUCCGCUUCAGCCGACGGGCUCUUAUGUCUAUCCGAUGCUGCCGAGGAUGAUGAAGAUGAAGCAGUACAACAGGUAGCGAAUUGGGGCUGCAGCGUUUCACAAGCCGGAUUUAUGGCAUCUUCUAGUAUGUCCCCGCAGAUUUGGGCAUCUAGUGAUAUGGAAACAUUCAGUACCUGGUCAAAUGAGCUGGAUCCCCUUCAGAGCGUGGACAUACGCGCUCCGUCUGUACAUAAUCGAAAUUGCACCUGGGUGACGGACUACCUCGUCACCUGUACAAGCCAGCCUAACGGCGACCUUGCUGUGUUCACUGGUUCUAAUGAAGGAGACAUUGCACUUUUGUCAAAUUCUGACCUAUCCACGCAAAAUUCGCCAUGGUUGCUACACAAAAUAUGGAGCAACGGCCACGCAGGUGUAGUGCGAUCACUACUAUGGGAUGAGAAUAACCAAGUGCUUCUCACGGGCGGAGAAGAUGGAAAGAUUAAUUCUUGGUCAUUGAGAUCUGCUUCAGAAGAUGGCAUGGACAUUGACACGUCGCCGCGCAAACGAAACAUGGAUUGGGAAGAUGACCGUGAGGAGGGCAAACGAUUUAGAACAUAUUAAGAGUUGUCAGCUAUCAAAGCGUGUAUAAAUCCUCAUAAAGUCGUAUCCAAAGAGUCAGUGCAAAUACAUCGUCCGAUUUAGUCCAGCUCCUGCAACGAACAUGAA
Messenger RNA from Guyanagaster necrorhizus, 1323 nucleotides. Its product is annotated as WD40 repeat-like protein. Gene Ontology annotation, molecular function: protein binding. Bases 76 to 1218 code for a protein of 380 amino acids. The record is from RefSeq and is a predicted model, not a curated record. NCBI's taxonomy places the organism in Eukaryota, Fungi, Basidiomycota, Agaricomycetes, Agaricales, Physalacriaceae. The transcript is spliced from 7 exons.